AUGAAGCUCAACAUAUACAAAACAGCUGCUGCUGCUUGUUUAGCAGUAAGCUUAGGCUUCUCUUCAGUUCUAGGUGCAGAGUUAUUGCUGGGUGUUAUAGAGGCUCCAGAAGAAGGAUACAAAGCAGUAGACUACUGCCGACGAGGCAAGAUAGGGCUGCCGAUGAAAGAGUUAAAGAAGAACGAAACAGCAGUCCAAGACCUUCGCACUACGUUUGAAGGUCUUCUUCUGACAUCUCCUCAGACUUGUGCGGAUUUCUAUGUCAACUUCAAAACCAUGGCUGGGUUUUAUAUUUUGCUGGACUACACCGAGAAGAAAGACGAACAUACUCCGAUUGAUUUCUUUGACUUAAUGCAAGAGGCGCUCGAUACCGGCUUGCCUGUCUUUGGGUGA
Eimeria acervulina is the source of this 393-nucleotide messenger RNA. RefSeq lists its product as hypothetical. NCBI's taxonomy places the organism in Eukaryota, Apicomplexa, Conoidasida, Eucoccidiorida, Eimeriidae. The record is from RefSeq and is a predicted model, not a curated record. The coding region runs from base 1 to 393 and encodes 130 amino acids. The transcript is spliced from 3 exons.